AUGGCUUAUUUCGCUCCAGACCCACACUUUUGGGAAACUGGGAUUCUGAAUUUGGAUGGUUUUGCUCGAGAGCCUACUGAAUGCAGCAACCCUAGGGGUGCUACAUCCAUUGUAUACAGAUGCAAACAGAAGGGGACCCAGAAGCCUUACGCUCUCAAAGUGUUAAAGAAAACAGUGGACAAAAAAAUUGUAAGAACUGAGAUAGGAGUUCUUCUUCGCCUCUCACAUCCAAACAUUAUAAAACUUAAGGAAAUAUUCGAAACCCCUACAGAAAUCAGCCUGGUCCUAGAACUCGUCACAGGAGGAGAGUUAUUUGACAGGAUUGUGGAAAAGGGGUAUUAUAGUGAGCGAGACGCUGCAGAUGCUGUUAAACAAAUCCUGGAGGCAGUCGCUUACUUACAUGAAAAUGGAAUCGUCCACCGUGAUCUCAAACCCGAGAAUCUUCUGUAUGCGACCCCAGCCCCAGAUGCACCACUUAAAAUCGCUGAUUUUGGACUCUCUAAAAUUGUGGAGCAUCAGGUACUCAUGAAGACAGUGUGUGGAACCCCGGGGUACUGCGCACCUGAAAUUCUUAGAGGCUGUGCCUAUGGACCUGAGGUGGAUAUGUGGUCUGUAGGAAUAAUCACCUACAUCUUACUUUGUGGGUUUGAACCAUUCUAUGAUGAAAGAGGUGAUCAGUUCAUGUUCAGGAGAAUUCUGAAUUGUGAAUAUUACUUUAUCUCCCCCUGGUGGGAUGAAGUAUCUCUAAAUGCCAAGGACUUGGUCAGAAAAUUAAUUGUUUUGGAUCCUAAGAAACGGCUGACUACCUUUCAAGCGCUCCAGCAUCCAUGGGUGACGGGUAAAGCAGCCAACUUUGUACACAUGGACACUGCUCAAAAGAAGCUCCAAGAAUUCAACGCUCGGCGCAAACUGAAGGCAGCAGUGAAGGCAGUAGUGGCCUCCUCCCGACUGGGAAGUGCCAGCAGCAGUCAUAGCAGCCUCCAAGAGAGUCAGAAGUCUGGCCAGGAACCAUCGCCAACCCAAGAGUGCGGUGAGGACAUCAGAGCUAUUCCACAAGAAGAGAAUAUUCAAGGAGACGGGGCCCACAUGACAGUUGAGAGCACAGAGGCCGAGCUGAUAGAGGAGGUGAAAGAUGAAGGCAUAAAUGCUGAGGAGACCCCCAAGAUGGUGCCUGAUGGUAUAAAGGUGGCUGAUCUGGCAAGAGAAAAGGGCGGAGUGGAGAAGCUGAAGCCCUCGGAGGAAGCAGCAGACCCCAAAGAGGAGCAGGAAAUUCCAGCUGUGGGACUUGGGCUUUUCCAACAGGAUGUGAUCCUGCCAGAAUACUGAAUCUGCUGUCUUCAGAUCUGGAGGCCAAACUCUCCAGCAUGUUACGUGCUUUGUACUUUGUACUUCAUCUUUCAGCGAGGAUGGUGUGGAAGCAUGAUAAGCACUCCAGUGAUUCUGUUUCUGAGGUGCAAAAAAAUACAUAUAUGCCAGUCGGUAACCCUACGUCAAUGCAUGUGACUGCUUUAUGAAAAUAAUUGUGUUUUCUAUGGCAUGUAUGGAUACCUAACACCAGUGAGUUAAGUUGAAAUUGCAAGUUAACACAACACUUAAAAACACAUUUUUCAGCAAUCAGUGGCUCACAUUU
Fukomys damarensis (Damara mole-rat) is the source of this 1630-nucleotide messenger RNA. RefSeq names its product calcium/calmodulin dependent protein kinase IV (gene Camk4). Gene Ontology annotation, biological process: protein phosphorylation. The coding region runs from base 1 to 1326 and encodes 441 amino acids. The transcript has 11 exons. Lineage: Eukaryota; Metazoa; Chordata; Mammalia; Rodentia; Bathyergidae. Gene Ontology annotation, molecular function: ATP binding; calmodulin binding; calcium/calmodulin-dependent protein kinase activity. The record is from RefSeq and is a predicted model, not a curated record.